This is a messenger RNA of Aureobasidium uvarum, 579 nucleotides long. NCBI's taxonomy places the organism in Eukaryota, Fungi, Ascomycota, Dothideomycetes, Dothideales, Saccotheciaceae. The record is from the annotation of a GenBank genome assembly.
AUGGCUGUGCCUGACUCCGUGAACCUGCGUAACCUCGCAGGGACAUAUAAUCNNUUUCUGUCAGAUUCAACCGACGCUGCUCUACAGAUGCAAGGCAUAGGCUGGCUCGUGCGUCAAGCUGUCAAAUUCUCGAAUGUCACACUCCACGUCAAGCAGUUUGUUGAUGAGGACGGCCUCAUGCACAUAGACAACGAACAGAUCACCACCGGAAACAUUCGCAACCUUGAGGAACGUAUAGUGGAUUACCAGUGGCGUGAAAAGGAUGACAGGAUCUUUGGCAAAGUCAACGGCCGCUCGCGUUACGUCAAGUUGGAUGAAGUCGAGACUGAGUACCUCAAGCAAGGGUGGGAUGAGCAGUUUCUGGCCCAAGGGAACUGUGAAGUUGUCCAAGUCUUUGUGAAUAGUGUAGGCAAGAAGCCAAAUUGGGAAGCAGAACAGGUCUGGGGAUUUGAAGUCGUGGACGGUCAGAAGCAUCACACGAGACGUAUCAUCGUCAGAAAGGGCAAGGAAGAGCAUAGAAUUCGGUUGGUCUACGACUGGGUUGCAGAAAAGGACGAAGACGCGGAUCUGGCUUAUUAA